Clunio marinus is the source of this 3062-nucleotide messenger RNA. NCBI's taxonomy places the organism in Eukaryota, Metazoa, Arthropoda, Insecta, Diptera, Chironomidae. The record is from the annotation of a GenBank genome assembly.
AAAAUAAAAAAGUAAUUUUACAAAAACAUACGACAUUUAAAAUGAGUAAUGCAAAUGCAAGAUCAAAUACUUUCAAUGAAACAUUCUUGAAUGAUUCUUAUCAAGAUGCAAGUACAGUGUCAAUGGAGCUUGAUAAAGGCUUAAGAUCGUCGAAUAUUGGUGAACAAUGUGAAGCCAUCGUAAGAUUUCCAAAACUGUUUGAAAAAUAUCCUUUUCCCAUAGUCAUAAACUCUAAUUUCUUGAAAUUGGCUGAAUUUUUCCGGCUCUCUGGUUCCAACUUGUUUCGAUUAUGGGUUCUACGAGUUUGUCAGCAAAGCGAAAAGCAUUUGGAGAAAAUCACCAAUGUUGAUGAAUUUGUGAAAAGAAUUUUCACAGUUAUUCAUUCAAAUGAUCCUGUAGCGCGUUCAUUAACAUUAAGAGCACUUGGCUCUGUCGCAUCAAUCAUUCCGGAGAAGCAACAAGUUCAUCAUGCGAUUAGAAGAGCUCUAGACAGCCAUGAUACAGUUGAAGUUGAAGCUGCUAUCUAUGCAAGUGUUCAAUUUGCAGCUCAAUCGAAAUCAUUUGCAAUUAGUAUGUGCUCUAAAGUGGCUUCAAUGAUUGAAUCUCUUCAAACUCCUGUUAACAUGAAGCUUCAAUUAAUUCCUGUUUUAAGACAUAUGCAUCAUGAUGCCAAUACAGCUGCUCUUGUUAAAACACUUUGCAUAAAUUUAUUGCCGAAAUAUCCUUCAGAAAGUUUCGUUUGUGUCACACUUGAUUCAUUAUCUCAACUUAGCUGCGCUACACUUGUUGAUAUUCCUGAACAAGUCAAUCUUCUGAUAAGCUACUUGCAAGAUCCUCGUGUGAGAGUCAGAUUGUGUGUUCUUCGUUCACUUCAAUCGCUUGCUGAGAAAGGUGCUCAUUUAUGGCCAAAUGGAUCUGUUAACAGUUUAAUAUCAGUCGCAAUAGCAAUGCGUGGCGAUAGUUACGAGCAUGGAUUGAUGCUGUCAAUUGUCCUUACAUUAACUAAAUGUCCUUUGAUUGCUGGGUCGAGAGAAGAAGAAGGAAGAAUUCUUGAGCUUUGCACUUCAUGUUUCAGCACUCUCAAUCAUAAAACAAACAUUUUGGCAAUCGCAAUCCUAACCAGCGUCAUUACUUAUUGCUAUAGUGAAGAAAUUCCACCACCACAAUCAUAUCUCAAUGAAAUCAACUCACAUCACGAGAAACUUAUCCUUUCAUGUCUCAAAGACGACGCUCACGUUAAAGAACUGUGCAAAUAUUUGAAAUGUGGUGUACGAUUAGCAGAGAAAAACGAAGGAAUUGCAAUGGAUUUUACAAAAUUGAUGGGGAAAAUUCUGACAGAAGAGACGCAAUUAAAUCAAAAACAGUCUGAGUUGAUAUGCGAGACGUUGGCAUCACUUUGUAGUCAUUUCAUGAAAGAUCGAUAUCAAAAUAUGUUUUUAAAAUCAUCGCCAGAUUCAAUGGAAGUAGACGAAACAAAUCACGUCAAUCCUUUUCAUGAACUUCUUCCAAAUCUUCUUAAGCGACUUGAAAAUCUCGUCACACCGAAAUUUCAUAAAAAAGACUCGCAUUUCAUUGAAAUUCUCGCUGCUGUUUGCCUUCAAUCAAUGAUAGGAUUUCACAUAACUCGAGAAAUGCACGAAGUGUUUAAUAAAGUUCUCAAUGCUAUUGACAAUUGGAGUCAAUAUCGCAUCGCAAGAUCAGCUUCACGCUAUGGACAUCCAUUCAUUGCUACAAAAAUCUAUGAAAAAGUAUCGAAGAAUGUCUCGCAAGAGAAGUUUUACUUUUAUUUGUCGGGAUUAACUCAAAUGUCAAUGGCUGAAUGUAUUCUCCUUUACGGAUAUGAGUUUGAUGAACUUGAAGAGAGAAUUAUGAGUGAAGAAUGUGAAGAAAGUGAAUUGAAUUUAAUUCGUCGAUUAGAGAAAUCAAUUGCACAUUAUUGGAAAGCUUUGGCAUCAUUGAAAGCAGCAUCGUCGCACAUUCAUUCGCUUUCAUUUCAAACUGAAUUUGUCUGGCUACGUGCUUCAUUCUUGGAAGCUUUGCUUUCAAUUGUCAUCGUACGAAAUACUCAAUACAUAACGCCACCACCUGCAAUCGCACAAACAGUCGCACAGAAUUCUCGUGAUCCACUUCAAAAGUACGGCCACAUCACAAAUCAAUUAAGGAAAUGUGUAAAGUUGUUGAAAGUUUGUGAAGAUAAUUAUUCAGUUCUUUACAAGUCAUCGUUCGAUGCCGAUCCUUGUACAUUAGAACAAUUGGAGAUAGCACAAUAUCAAUGCGCAAUCUUUGGUUAUUCCUUGGAAACAAUUUGCUUCUCAAAUUCACAAGAUAAUUUAAAUAUCCCCACUCAAGGAAGUUACCCAGAAACAGCUUUUGCCAUGGCGACAUGCAAGAAAAUUUUCCAAGAAUUUGAGAAACUUCCAGUUGAUGUUGGUGGAAAAACAAUAACAAAUCAUCAUACUGAAGUGAUCUUGAACCAAAUUGAAAUGGCAAUAAAAGCGCCACUUUGUUUUCCAAGACUUUUCUUUCAAGUUCAACAAAAUACUUCAAUCAAACUCAGCAUGUCGCCAUUUCCGAGAGUUGCUGGUGAAGCGAUUCUUGUCCAACCUGGCCACAAUCUUGUUGUGAAAGUUGAAGGAGUGAUUCAAAAUUCAGGAGCAAAACCGAAUCUUUAUCGUUCAAUUGAGUCUGUUCAGUUGACAUUGACAUCUCAACUUACGACGCCUCGAACGGUUGAUAUUAAACCAAUGAACGAUACAAUCACUCUUGUUCAAACAACGAAACCGUCAAGAGACUUUCUCAGUGCAAACUUUCUUCUCUCACUUAAUCAAAAUGGCACGAGUGGACAGCAAUGGCAAGUUACACUCGAAUCAUGUAUUAUUGAUGGACAUGGCGUCUUGUGGAACACUCUGGGACCAAAAAACACGCUGAUUGUACGCGUUCCACCAGAAAACAGCGCAAUGGCUUUCAAGAAAUAAAUAAUUUUCUUUUGACUAAGUAUCUGGAUAUAUAAAUAACAAUAUUUUUGAUCUAUAAUUAAUAAAAAGUAAUAAAUUUCCGACAAA